Molecule: messenger RNA, 7274 nt
Organism: Acinonyx jubatus (cheetah)
Lineage: Eukaryota; Metazoa; Chordata; Mammalia; Carnivora; Felidae
Gene: PIP4K2B
Product: phosphatidylinositol-5-phosphate 4-kinase type 2 beta
Exons: 10
Coding region: 2154-3212 (352 amino acids)
Biological process (GO): phosphatidylinositol metabolic process
Molecular function (GO): phosphatidylinositol kinase activity
Source: RefSeq, a predicted model, not a curated record
GGCUAUUCAUAGUAGAAAUAAUGUGUCUUCUUGCAUUCGCCUAUGGUGUUCAUGUCAAAGACACUGACUUCUCUUUUGAUUGAGCUUUCUGUUGUAUGGUCAUGAAGGGUGUGAUAGUGGAUGGUGGUUAGGGUGAGAGGGCGGUCCCCUGGACCUUUGGGGUGCUUUGAGAUUGUCCUAGGAAGUUGGAGCCCAGCAUUAGUGCUUGAGCUGGAAGACUUUGUGCCCUGAUUGUUUAGGGUCUUUCUUUUCUUUUCCAUCCACUUGCUCCUUGCCUUCUGACCACUUGCACUGUGAGUCCCUACACCAGGAAUGAGCAGAGGAAGUUAAAGGACCUGAAACACCAACUUCACCAACUGGAAGUUUGGAAUGAGGAAGAUGAAGCUGAUGGCUUGGGUUUCCUGUGAAUUUCAGUUUAGGCACCUGACUUUUCAGAGCACUUGCAAUUAUCCUCAAGAUCAAAUGAUGACAAAGGGGCCUGGGGCCAGCAAGACUUUGUGCUUUGCUUUGGUAGAGGAGCCUUCGGCUGGAGAUCGAUGAGCCUUAGUCUGAGCCAGGGUUUUAGAUCUUUACAUCUAGUACAGAAAAGUACAUGCAUAUGAUGAGGUCUUUGUUGGUGUUUUGGUCUUGGACAGGUUACGGUUUUCAGUAACCUCACUCAGGCGAGGGUCCUCCUGGCCAGGGGUAGGGACUAGCAUUGCCUGGAAGCUGCUCUGGGCGAGUAGUCCAGCAGACUUUGUUUCUCCUGCUUCCUGCUGCUUCAGGGGUCAUCUGACAACAUUGCAAGGGAAACUGGGUCAUCAAAAUGUGAACCUUGUGUCCCUGCCUGGAAGUCAAUCCUUAAUUUUGUUCUACAGCCUGCUUCUCACUAGAAAGCAUCCUGUCUAUAUAGAGAACUGGUGGAGGUCUGAGAGUCAGGAAUAUUGCAGCUAACUACCUUGGGUCCAUAUUUUAUACACGAAGAAAUGGAGGCCUCAGGUGGGGGAUUAGCUCACCCAUGGCCACAGCAAAAGAUGCAGCUCAUUGUCCGACACCAUGGGCUGUGUUGGCCACUGGUGGUGCUUGAAUGGCAGGUCUCACUUUCUGUGCUUCCUGUUGUUCAUUCCAUCUCUCAACCGAGUGCCAGGAUAGGUGGGGAUUAUCGUCUUGUUGGAGAACCUGAAUGCACCCUCAGGUAUGUGUGCUUGUGCACGCCGUUUCUCGGGAGUGUGUGUGACGUUUGGCCAUGAGUCUGCCCAGAUGUGGGCCUCUGAAUGGCAGAUGGAUAGGCAUCUGUGAUUCUUACUUUCUUGGACUAGAGGGUCACCCUCCUUCAUUGCUAACUUGAAGAAGGUUCGUUUGAGGGCUAGUUGGGAAGGCAUUGACUUUAAGUAAGGCCCACGGUUCUGGGUGUAAUGAGUGAGCACCUCAGGGGAAAGGCACUGGGCACCACUCCCUGGACAGGCCAAGCAGCACAGGGCAGUUAGUGCCAAGCUUUAUUGCAUUCAUCUCGGCCUGCCAUAAGGUCUGAUACUUUAGGGUCCCCAUCUGGGAGAUGGAGGUGUCUCGGCAGAAGAAGAGUGGUAUAAAAUCUUGCAGUUCUCUGGGGGUCAGGACUGCAUUGUUCUUGGCGGAUUGCUAGCCUUUCUGGGAGGUUACCUUCCCUCAGAAGCCCACUGUUGCCACUCUUUGCAAUCCGAGGUUUCAGAUACCACGUUUCUUUGAUUCUUCAGUCUCUCACCCACUUAGGCGUUUAGAGCAUGAUGGUCUGUGACUGAUGGUGCAUGGGAUGCUAUGUCUUUAUCGAGAGCAAAAGUCAGUUACUCUGUCCUGAAGUGGUUGAUUGACUUCUAGAUGGAAAAAGACAGGUUUUUGAGCUUGGUGUUGUUACAGGAGCUCCUCUCCUGGACAAGAGAUGCGGCCCAUGGACUUUGUGGAGGGAGACUGAAGGAAAAGGAGAAGAGUCAGAAGACUUUGGAUCUGUCAGGGAAGAACUAGUCAAGAGAGAAAACCAGGGUUUUUGUGGAUGAAAAACAGUUUAGAGGCUCUUGAGUUAGGGAAGAGAUUGUCUUGGAGAGGGGCGUGGAAACCAGAGAUCUCCAGACCUGGGUCGAUAACCUGUUGGCCAUUUCAGGAAUCAGAUCAAUGAGCUGAGCAAUGUCCCCGUCCCUGUCAUGCUAAUGCCAGAUGACUUCAAAGCAUACAGCAAGAUCAAGGUGGACAAUCAUCUCUUCAAUAAGGAGAACCUUCCCAGCCGUUUUAAGUUUAAGGAGUACUGCCCCAUGGUGUUCCGGAAUCUCCGGGAGAGGUUUGGGAUUGAUGAUCAGGAUUACCAGAAUUCGGUGACACGCAGCGCCCCUAUCAACAGUGACAGCCAGGGCCGAUGUGGCACACGUUUCCUCACCACCUACGACCGGCGCUUUGUCAUCAAGACCGUGUCAAGUGAGGAUGUGGCUGAGAUGCACAACAUCUUAAAGAAAUACCACCAGUUCAUUGUGGAGUGUCACGGCAACACCCUUUUGCCGCAGUUCCUGGGCAUGUACCGCUUGACCGUGGAUGGCGUGGAGACCUACAUGGUGGUCACCAGGAACGUGUUCAGCCAUCGGCUCACUGUGCACCGCAAGUAUGACCUCAAGGGCUCCACUGUUGCCAGAGAAGCGAGCGACAAGGAGAAGGCCAAGGACUUGCCGACAUUCAAAGACAAUGACUUCCUCAAUGAGGGGCAGAAGCUGCAUGUGGGAGAGGAGAGUAAAAAGAACUUCCUGGAAAAACUGAAACGGGACGUGGAGUUCCUGGCCCAGCUGAAGAUCAUGGACUACAGCCUGCUGGUGGGCAUCCACGACGUGGACCGGGCGGAGCAGGAGGAGAUGGAGGUGGAGGAGCGGGCAGAGGACGAGGAGUGCGAGAAUGACGGGCUGGGUGGCAACCUGCUGUGCUCCUACGGCACGCCUCCGGACAGCCCCGGCAACCUCCUCAGCUUCCCCCGCUUCUUUGGUCCUGGGGAGUUCGACCCCUCUGUUGACGUCUAUGCCAUGAAAAGCCAUGAAAGUGCCCCCAAGAAAGAGGUCUAUUUCAUGGCCAUCAUCGACAUCCUCACGCCAUAUGAUGCUAAGAAGAAAGCCGCGCACGCUGCCAAAACAGUGAAGCACGGGGCGGGGGCCGAGAUCUCGACUGUGAACCCUGAGCAGUACUCCAAACGCUUCAACGAGUUCAUGUCCAACAUCCUGACGUAGUUACCUUCUACCUUCAGCCAGAGCCGGAGAGCCGGAUGUGGGGUCGGGCCAGAAAAGGGAGAGGGUGUAUUUGGGCUAGAUGGGAGGGUGGGGAGCGUGGGGAGCAGUGUAGGGGGAGGGGAGGGCUUCAGUGAUGAGACUGCAGCCUGUGACAUUGAAAGACUCUAGCUGGGGAGGAGGGGAUGUGCUGUGUGAGCACGUACCCACAGGGUGUAGCCUUGAUCUUUCCCCCAUUUGACCCAGGUUGAAAAGGGGUUUCCUUUUUGUUCCCUUGUAACCUUUUUAACAAUACGUUGGGGCUAGAGAUGACUUUGUGGGUUUAUGUGGGUUUUGUUUCUGAAAUCUCAUUGCUCCAGGUUUGCUAUUUAUAAUGAUGUGUGUCAUCACCCCAUCACCCUCCCCAUCCCUGCCCUGCUCUCGGUUCCCUUCAGUGAAAGAGGCACCCCCAUGGACCCGGCCAAGGGGCCUCUCAGGGCCAAGUGCUCUGUUGGCAGAGGAGAGGUCAGACACUUCAGUCCUGCUGCAUUUGAUCUUGUCUGGAUUAACUUUUUCAUUUUAUGGAGUAUUGUGCACAAACUUCCUCCACCUUUUCACCUUGGAUCCAAGUGAAAUGUUACCUGAUUCCUCCAUCUAAAUGCUGUCCUCCAAAUCAACAGCAGGCAUCUUGGAUCAGAAUCAGAGAUCUCACAGGGGCGUGAGUUCAUCCUCAUGGGAUGGUGAGGGGUGGGGGUAGCGGCUGGGCUCUUGGACAGCUGGUUCUCACAGAACCCUGCGAUCAUCACCCACGCCUCUGAGCUCCUUUGGCCGCUGGAGUUCAGAUGUCCUCUGUCUAAAGCCUGCCUCCCGUUGGUCAAGAGGAACUAGAAAGCAUCUUUAGGUACAGCAGGAGCCUUCAUGCUUCGAUGGUUAUUUCCCCUUGGGAAGCCCCCAGAACCUGAUGAGUAUCCAGUGAGGCCUUGUGCCCUCCAUCCAUUGACUUCCUCCUGACCUUCUCCCACGCACCCUCCCUUGUAGUUGAGCUUUUAGCUGGGGGAGACCUCCACGUGCCUGGGAUGCUCCUUGCAGAGAGGCCUCCUCAAGCCCCAGGGCCACCAUGUAGAUAAUCUGAUGCCCUGUGCCUGUGGUCUGUCCCCCUGGACAGUUUUGGCCAUCAGGGAGUGCUGCCCCCCACCGUGGAGUGUGGCACCCAAGCCUGAGCUUGCCGCGGAGUCACUUGAAGAUGUGACCCAGGAAAUCCAAUGUGGAGGCCUGAAACGGGAUUCGACCUGGCCCAGCUUCGGGGCUGUUUUCCUUGAUGCCCCCGUCUUAACUUUGAGCAGAUCUGCCACCCCAGGGGUGCUUCGGGAGUGGCUUCCUGCAGCUUCGUGCAGGGUCCCCACCCACCUGCUGAGCUACCCAGGCCUCAGAACUGAGCCGGGUGUCAUUCUGUGAUGCCAUCAGAGCAGUCUGGUCUGGCUCAGAGAGAACAGCCCUGUGUUGGGGGAGGUACAUUCCUGCACCUUCUCACCCCCUCACCCGGAACUGGGGAUUUGGGAUGAUCUAUGGUAAAACUUUUGUAGAUAACCCCACAGGUGCGAUGAAAGUUUAUGGAAACAUUUCAAAUGGAUGGAUUGGUUUCCUGCGGCUCCCUCCAAACCUGGCCAAGUUCAGCUUCUGGAGCAGGAGCCACUGCCUCCGUGCCCUACCUGCAGCGUUUAGGUGAGGGGGGAAUGGAGGCAGCAUUCUUGGACUCCAGUGAGGCUGCUGGAACUGUUCUGGAAGAGGCAAAUAGGUCAGACAACCGCCCCCCAGCCCAGGAAGGGGCCGUAGGCAGCUCUGAAUGAUCAGCAGCAGCAAGGCCAUGAAGUGACUUGGGGAAGAACUUGGAACCAAGUGGCUCACGGAGAAAAGAGAUCUGACUUAGGACGGGAUUACAUAGGAACGAUGUUUGGACUUGAUUUCCCCACCUCCUAAUCAAGAAUGGAAAUUUGGAUCUGUCCCUCGGGAGGCCCACAUCUUCUGAGCUUGGCGGGCUGUCUCUCCUCCAGCAGAGGCCACAGCCUUGGGCUCCCACCGGCUUCCUGCGUUUGGUCUGCUGAUUAUGUUGCCAUCAUGUGUGUGAAAAGUGUAACACAAUCCAUCGGUUAAAAAUGAGCUACCAGGUAUCUAACUUCUUUAACAUUGAGUUUUGUGUUUUUUGGUGGGGUUUUUGGGGUUUUUUUUGUUUUUUUGUUUUGUAUAUUGUUUACAUUUUGAGAGUAGCAUUCUGUUUCAAAUGCUUUUUUUUUUUUGACAGUAUUGUUGUUUGGGUCAAAACAUUUGAGCUGUGGUCGGGUGGACUUUAGAUUUUUUUAAAAGGUCAUUCUCUGUGCUAUCUUCAAAACCUUGGGUUUGGCCCUCUAAUUCCUUUGGCAUUCAAAUGUUUAAAAGCUAUUUAUCUUGGUUUAUGCCAGUUUUCUUUCUCUUCUUUCUGUAAUGAUGCCGAUGUGUUUGGUUUGUGGUCUGAAUGUGGAGAAAGUGAACUGAUGGCCAAGACUUUGUCUGCCCCCACUCCUUUCUCAGAGCCCCACUUUCCUGCUCUCCCUGCAGAAGGCAUCCAAGAGCAAAGGACUACCCUCAGCCUUCCUCUCUGGAGCCCUGAAGAAAAGCUCAGCUGUCCCACGGCACACUAGAAUAAUUUGGGGGUCUCCUAAGAACCAGGUGUAAGGAUAGGACGUGACGGACUGGGUGAAGCCCGGGAUGGGGGUCAGGGCAGGAUUCCUCUCCAUUCCCCCCACCUUGACCACCUAGCCAGUCGCAGCUUCACCCGUCCUGGGAGUCUGGGGCUGAGAAACCCAGGCUGGUCCUCUGAAGACUCCGCGUAGACCACUAGAUGAAGGCCUCUGGCCCUUGUUCCUAUUAGCGAACCACUGAGUCUUUGUCGUCCCCCCCCCCCCCCCCCCCGUGCAAGCUCCUUCCCUGUGCCCUGCGGUUUGGGGGUACAGGGCGGGCUGGGAAGCCAGCAGUUCCGGGAGCGGACUGAAGCAGCGCUCCAUCUCUCCUUAUCUAGCUCAGGGGUUACUGGUCUGUGGCGGGUGCUACGAGUCGCCCCUGUGGCUGUUCUCAGUGGCACCUUCUAAGUUCCCACCACAGGCAGCUCUCCCUCCCCUCUCCCAACUCCUACUGUUUCUCUCGCCUGUGCUUUAGGCCUCAAACAGGUCCCCUGGUAGCGCUCAGGGCUUGGGACUAGACUCCUGCCCUAGUUGACUUUCCCUCUUCAGUCUGCCAGGGUCUGCCCUGGGGAGGUGGACCAAAGACACAGGACUUCUCUCAGUAGCCAAUCCCCACCCCCCCCCAAUUGUCUUACCAAUUCAAGUUGGGAGGGAAAAAAACUUCAGCACUCCCUAGCAUCUGAGCUACUCGAGUGUUAGGGGCAGAAGGGACAGUGUGUUUAAAUGGCCCUUACAGCUCUGGCCUUAUAUGGCUCCCCCGAGUCUAGGGUCCUCACUUCUUUCUGGCAGAAAUGGGGGGGCGGGGGUCCAGCCUGAGCACAGAAAUCAAAGGGAAAACACAUCCGAGCAACUGCCCCCAAACCUACCAGCCACCUGCAGGGGCAGUGACUGCCUAGCUUUCCUCUGAGAUGUGCCACGUACGAAGAGUGCCUCCAGAGGGAAGGGGAGACUCAGCUGUCCCCAGCGAGUUGUGCCGAGAUGCUUCAGAGGCUGGGGAGGAAACUUCCAGAGGAGUUCCUUCCCCCUCGCUCAGAGCUAUUUUGUGAGUUGUGAACCAACAAACAGCCUUUAGGGGGAGGCCGGUACCGCUCAGCACACCUCAACAUCAGGUCAAAUCAUUGUAAUCAAAAAAUGUGAAUGAAGCUGAGAUUCAGCUUUUGGGGGAGCAGGAUAAAUACGACCCCUUCACGUGUGUGUCACUUCUCGGUUCUCACCGCACUCUCCAUUUUUUAAAUAGGAAUUUUCAACCCCUUGUGCUUGUCUAAUGUCUGCUCGGAACAGUUCGAGACACUGUUACUGUUUAAAAAUGCAUGCAUGUGAAGAUGAAUCUCCAACCCAAGGAACAAAUAAAACUCAAAAAACUUUGUGUACA